Messenger RNA from Arabidopsis lyrata subsp. lyrata, 1009 nucleotides. RefSeq lists its product as uncharacterized. The transcript is spliced from 2 exons. Lineage: Eukaryota; Viridiplantae; Streptophyta; Magnoliopsida; Brassicales; Brassicaceae. The record is from RefSeq and is a predicted model, not a curated record. Bases 399 to 824 code for a protein of 141 amino acids.
AAUAUACUCAUGAUAAGCAUGUUGAUUCCUCUCUCCUACGAUACAUUUCAAAAACUGUUACAAGUCAUAUUUCAGAAUCUGCAAUGUCAAUAUUAUAUGUAACGUAAAAAUGUUUUAAUAAGGUUUAUGAAGUGAGAAUUGAAUAAUCCACCUCCAUGCUGCCUACAAUCUCACUAACAGUCGGUCCUCAGCUUCCACCUUUUAACGCAGAGAUAUUCUUCAUGUUUUAAUCCUGACCGUUGCUUCACGUCUUAAUCACAGCCAUCCACGUGUCUCUGCCUUUUAUUCCCUUUCCCAUAUCACUUAGUGGAAAGGAGGAAGAAACAUGGAGAUUUCGAGAUGGAUUUAACUCCAAGAAACCCAGAAAAAUCCUUGAUUUGAAAAUCCCCUGAUCCACGAUGCUAACAUUGAGACCUUUUGUGCCUAUAACAUUAAAACCUCGUUUUUCAUACAACAUUCCGCAACAUCAUCAUCAUAUUCAUGUCUGCAAAUCCCCGUUAAUCUUCAGAACAAAUGCUCAAAAUGGCGGCAGCAGCGACUCGGCGAAGGAGUCUUCCGGUGGCGGAAACAGACCGGUUAGUAACGAUGAUGAUGGUAAUGGUACCAAGAAAGACCAAUUUGCUGGUUUUAGUUUCAAGUGGGGUGAGCUGUUGAAUCCAGAUCAAGAUAACUUUGUGGCUGUUGGAUUAGCUGGAGUAUUGACUUGGGCUAGCCUUCAAGUCUUGUCUCAGCUUUUCUUCAUCUCUUUCGCCAUCCUUGUCGCUGCUCUCAAGUAUUCAUUUAUCGCUGCACUACUCAUUUUCAUUCUCGUCACUCUCCUCUAGCUUGUUCUAUUGUCUAAUGGCUCAUAGAUAUCGCUCUUUACAUUGGUCAACUACCAACAACGAUUCAGAUUGCUCUUUGCUAUUGUGAUCGAUUUCAAGCAUUACUACAGAGACUCGAAUGUACAUUUUUCGAGCUUUGCUAUAUGUGAAGUUAAUCUGCUCAAUCUUUCGUUAUUUUUGCAUGA